ACCAUGCCUCCCUCCCUCCUCAAAACCCUCCGGACCGCUCUCCAAACCCAUCACCGCUUCCUCGCCGGCGCGCUCUCCCACUCCGAACCCCCCAUCUACGUCAUCGGCAACCCCUCCGCAGAUCUCGACUCCAUUAUCUCCGCCGUCGUCUACGCAUAUUUCGGCAACCUCACCGCAAGACACCACAUUCCGCUGAUCAACCUGCCAAAUGUGUCCUCCGGCCCGGAACUGUACAGGCUCCGCCCGGAAUUCGUCAAGGCUCUUCACUUAUCGACACACCCAGCCCUAGAAGGCGAGCAAUCAUGGGACGAGACGCCCGAGUCGGCUGGCGCGCUCCUCCGUGACCAUUUUCUGACUGUGGCUGAUUUCGCGGCGCAGUUGAAGAGUAGUCCAGGAAACACCAGUGGACGUCUCCAAGCGGAUGCAGUCCUUGUGGACUGGAAUGCACUGCCCAUCGCAUCACCGUCUGCCACGCAGCAGCAAAAUCAACAGCCCAAAGGCUGCAUACCCGGUCUGGAAAAAGCCGUCGACUUCACUGUCCUAGGUUGCGUAGACCACCACGUCGACGAGGGGUUUCUGCCCCGUGGUCCUCAGACCAAACCGCUAGAAAUCCACACGGCAGGAUCAUGCGCAUCGCUAGUGACGCACACCCUCCAAUCCCUCAACCUCUGGCAUGCCAACCCACCAUCAACCGAUCCCCAAACCCAGCAGCAACAACAGCAAGAACAACUCGCCCAACUCGCCCUCUCAGCUAUCCUAAUAGAUACCACAAAUCUAACCUCCAAAGACAAAGUCACCUCAUGGGAUACGCAGGCAGCCGAAUGCCUCACCCGCCAACUUUCCGCCAACAACAACAACACCACCACCAAUCUAUACAACCAAGUCCACCAAACAAAACAAAACAGCCUCGAUCUCCUAACUGUCAACGAGAUCCUCGACCGCGACUACAAGCAAUGGACUGAGACGCCCUCCUCCAACCCCAACCCCCACUCCAAGCCGGUCGAAAUCGGCUUCUGCUCAAUGGUCAAGUCCCUCCCGUGGAUUGUCCGCAAGGCAGGGAAUGCGAAGGUCUUCAUAGAUGCAGUGGAGGCUUUCGCGCGGGCUCGUAAUCUGGGUAUUUUGAUUAUUAUGACUGCUUUUAGCUCGCCCGUGAAGGGGGGAGAGUUUACGAGGGAGUUAUUUGUUGUCGCGUUGGAUGGGGAUCGUCAUGAUAACAAUGAUAAUGAUGAUAGUGAUGAUGUGGCAACCACAGCACUAAAGCACUUCGUUGACCAAGCGGAGGAGAAACUGAGUCUACAGCAAUGGACAGCACUCGACGUGGUCGAUCGCGCGGACCAAGAAGAGGAGAUUGCGCGGUCGUUGGUGGGCGAUGACAGUGGGCAGUAUCGACGGGUGUGGGUGCAGGCGGAUUUGAGCAAGAGUCGGAAGCAGGUUGCGCCGUUGGUGCGGGAGGCUGUUACUUCUUUGUGAGCUCUCUCACUUUAUGUAUAGAGAUUUAUAUAAAUAUACGAGGGGGAGUAAAACGAGGUA
This is a messenger RNA of Aspergillus candidus, 1530 nucleotides long. RefSeq names its product putative exopolyphosphatase. The record is from RefSeq and is a predicted model, not a curated record. The transcript has a single exon. Gene Ontology annotation, cellular component: cytoplasm. NCBI's taxonomy places the organism in Eukaryota, Fungi, Ascomycota, Eurotiomycetes, Eurotiales, Aspergillaceae. Gene Ontology annotation, molecular function: exopolyphosphatase activity. The coding region runs from base 4 to 1470 and encodes 488 amino acids.